Molecule: messenger RNA, 375 nt
Organism: Phytophthora sojae
Lineage: Eukaryota; Oomycota; Peronosporomycetes; Peronosporales; Peronosporaceae
Exons: 3
Coding region: 1-375 (124 amino acids)
Source: RefSeq, a predicted model, not a curated record
AUGAGCCGGCUGCGGCAGCUGAUGGUGUUGAGCCGCGACCUGGCGCGCUCCAAGCAGUUCUACCAGGAGGGGCUCGGGCUCAAGCUGCUGCGCUCGUCGGACACGUUCGCUGAGUUCGACACGCAGGCGGGCGUGCCGCUGUGUAUCAAGCUGGCGCAGAGUGAGGCCGCGUGCAGCAGCGGCUACUCGCCGUUCCUGAACUUCGACAUUCUGGACCUAAGCGACGCCGUGCCGCGGCUGCUGAUGCUGGGGGCGAUCAUGGACGGCCCCAUCAAGUACCCGGCGCACGGGAAGGUAGCGGCGCUGCGGUCCCCCGACGGGGUCAUGAUUGGGCUGUACGAGCCCAACUCGUGGGACAACGUCACUUCAGCCUGA